This is a messenger RNA of Lotus japonicus, 447 nucleotides long. Its product is annotated as monothiol glutaredoxin-S1-like. NCBI's taxonomy places the organism in Eukaryota, Viridiplantae, Streptophyta, Magnoliopsida, Fabales, Fabaceae. Bases 139 to 447 code for a protein of 102 amino acids. The transcript has a single exon. The record is from RefSeq and is a predicted model, not a curated record.
UCACCACCACUAUGAAUCAGCCUGAUGUAUAUAUAUAGCACUUAAAAGGAGCUCAUUUUCCACAUAACCAAGUUCAAAAGUCUUCAUUACUCAUAAGCUCCUAUAACAUUGCUUCAGCUAAAAAAAAUCUAUCUAAUCAUGGACAUGAUCACAAGCAUAGUGAGUGAUAAGGCUGUGGUGAUAUUCAGCAAGAGCACCUGUUGCAUUAGUCAUUCCAUCACAUCACUGAUUAGAAGUUUUGGGGCAAACCCCAUAAUCUAUGAGCUUGAUGAAGUUGCAAAUGGGAAGCAGAUUGAGAGGGCAUUGCUUGAAAUGGGGUGCCAGCCAAGUGUUCCAGCUGUGUUUAUAGGACAGCAAUUCAUUGGUGGUUCUAAAACAAUCAUGAGCUUACACCUUCGGAAUGAGUUAGUGCCACUUUUGAUGAAUGCCAGAGCUAUAUGGAUUUGA